Messenger RNA from Anguilla rostrata (American eel), 4781 nucleotides. RefSeq names its product heart development protein with EGF-like domains 1 (gene heg1). Gene Ontology annotation, biological process: heart development. The record is from RefSeq and is a predicted model, not a curated record. Bases 227 to 3289 code for a protein of 1020 amino acids. The transcript has 13 exons. Gene Ontology annotation, molecular function: calcium ion binding. Lineage: Eukaryota; Metazoa; Chordata; Actinopteri; Anguilliformes; Anguillidae.
GCCCUUUCAGAUGCGAUAGUGCUUCUGGGUCUGUCUUACACUGCGGUCUCUACAAUAAAAACCGCUACCCCUUUCAAUGGAGUUCAGGAGGAUGUUCCGCCAGGAUUUUUAAUUUAAGAAACUGUUGAAGUAGCUGAACAGUUUCCGAUGGUGGCCCUGAACAAUCUGCGAUUUUAUUUAUUUGGGUUUAAAUCGCCACCGUUUUCCUCUCUUCCUCAGCAGUAUCAUGGAAACGUGUUCUGUGAUACAGAAAUCCCGUCUUGUGCUGCUCGCGCUUCUCCUGAUUGUUUUCAAUGCACUCUGUGCAGCUCGAUCGUUUACUGCAAGCACAGACACAGAUCAUACAGCAAUGACGGAGUCUUACUUGCCCUUCAACGUUACCAAUUUGGAGGAGAUCACCGCCCUGCCCACGGAGUUUGUGAACACCGCGUCGUCCUCCACCAGGGGUGCCGUCACGGAGUGGGAAAAUUCUGCAUCGACCGAAAUCAGAGACCCCCUCCUCGGCUUCUCAGAGGAACAACAGCCGCCGACUGAAGCCAAUUCGGCUACUGAGGUGAAUGCAAGCACGGGGACCUCCGUGGAUACAGAGAGCUGGGAUUCACCUGCCCUGACAGAUGGCGCAUACACGUCCUCCACCAUCAGCCGAGCUGGGGAAAGGACUCUACUGUCAGUCACCACCAACAGCACCGCCCCAUAUACUGACAACUCCUCCCCUUACUCCGAAACCUCCCCGUAUUCUAAAAACACUUCCUCUUAUUCCAAAAACACUUCCCCGUAUUCAGACAAUUCCUCCCCAUAUUCUGAUUUGUCCUCUCCAUAUUCUGACAAUUCCUCCCAUUCUGAAAACACUUCCUCUUAUUCUGAAAACACCUCCCCCUUUUCUGAAAACUCCACCCCGUACUCUGAGGAGUUUAACUCCUCCCAGGCCUACUCUCAGGGGUUCACUCAGGAGGGGCGAUCAGAGAGCACAGUGAACGGGGUCUCCACCGACGGGGCCACGUCACCUGGGUUCGACCAAUCAGAUGCCCCCUCUGGCUCUUUCUCCUCCCACUUCCCCACCAACAGCUCCCGGAGCGCUCAUUCUGAAACAGGCUUGCCCUCCGACAUCUCUGAGCCGUCCACCGGCACCGAGCCGGACAGCACCCCAAAUUCGACACCCCCCCUUACUAUCACAGACAGAGGGGGCGGGGAUGGUGCGGACACCACGCAUUUCGGCCACACCUCCCGUGCUGGGACGUACCAGUCGGAGACAGGGUAUCCCUCGUCCUCUGAGCCGUCUGUCCCUUCUACGGAAGACAACGCCCCCAACACAUCCAGGCCAGGGAAGGAGAGCGCGAUCACGUCAGUCAGCGCCGCUGGGACCACCACUGAAUCCUCCACUGGGGCUUUCCGCCCACCAGCCCAGGACCACACCCAGGACCACACCCAGGACACACAGCCUCACACUCAGGAGGAUGACCCAGAUCAGGCCUUCUCAACGGUGGCCCCCGAGGGCGACGACACUACUACAGUCAUCUACAGCCCCUCGACUGUGUUCCCCUUCACCCCUGAGACGGAGCGGCCCGCUAUGACCACAGAGGUCCUGGCAACCACCCUGACGACUUCUACAGAAAGGACACAGUUUGCCGAGGGAGACACCUUUCAAACCACAACCAGCGCCUCUGCCACUAUGCCGGGCUCCACCACGACCCCGUACCGGCCCGGCACCUCUGCCGAGCCCUCGACUCCACCCACCGCCACCGCCACCACCACCACCACCACCACCACCGCCGCCACCACAGCCUUCCCCUGGACCACCCUAGAGCCCCAGGCCUCACCGUCCACCGCCCAGUACCUCCCCCCCUCCCAUACCGCCGGGACUGUUUCCCACACCUCCGCUGCCACCAGCCCCAUCUCCACCGACGUCAGCACCCUGCACCUGGAGACCAGCACGGCCACGCCCGGCAACGCCACGCGCCGGGCCGGACACACCACGGCCUCCUACAGCAACACUGCCCGCAGCAGGACCGUGCCUGCGCACACGACCGGGAACCACACUGACCGAGCCUCGACCACGUUCCAAGCCACCACUGUGCAGAUGCACGUCAGACCAACGGUCAUGCCAGAGAGUCCGUGCGACUCGAACCUUUGCAGGAAUGGAGGGACGUGUAUGUUGGAAGGUGGCAAAGGUCACAGAUGUGUGUGCUUGCCGUCUUGGACUGGACCAGACUGUAGUGAAGACAUGGACGAGUGCGUGAGCGCCCCCUGUCCCGUGGGCUCCAAGUGCGUGAACACGCGGGGCUCCUUCGGCUGCGUGUGCCCGCUGGGGUCUGACCUGGAGCACGGGCGAGCCUGCACGCGGGCGAGGACGUUUCUGGGCACUUUCCACCUCAGCAAUGUGCCGUUCAACUCCACACACCCCAGGAGCUUUGGCCUCCAUGAGCUGCAGAGAGAGAUCAUUCAGCUGCUCAACGCUUCACUUUCCGUUUUGAAGGGCUACAGUCGAUCCACACUGAAUAAAAGCGAAGGGGAUGGGGUGCAGAUCUCAGCCGUGCACACGUUCGCCAUGUCGGCCGACGUGACCAGCGAGCUCGUGACGAAGAACAUCGAGGCGUUCCUGGAGAGCUGCAGCCAGGCUGUGGGGCACUGCAAGGUGGCUCUGCAUCACUCUCUGUUCUACAAAGCUGAGAGCCUCUGUAUUGCGAUGGGGACCCAGUGUGACCCAGAGCGAACCAACUGCACUGAUGCUGAUGGCACCACUUCCUGCCAGUGUCACGCCGGAUACUUCAAACACAGCAUUGAAGACCUGACCUGCAGAGAAUGUGAGGACGGCUUUAAACUGGAAAAUGGCACCUGUGUUCGGUGUAUGUUCGGAUUUGGAGGGUUUAACUGUGGACAGUUUUAUAAGCUGAUCACAGUGGUGGUGUCCCCUGCUGGUGGAGUCCUGCUCUUGAUCCUCAUCAUCGCCCUGAUCGUCACAUGCUGCAGGAAAGACAAAAAUGAUAUCAGCAAAAUUAUUUUCAAGAGCGGAGAUUUUCAGUUGUCUCCGUAUGCUGAGUAUCCCAAGAAUAAUCGAGUAUCGAUGGAGUGGGGGAGGGAAACUAUCGAGAUGCAGGAGAAUGGGAGUACCAAAAACCUUCUGCAGAUGACUGACAUCUAUUACUCACCUGCGCUGCGUAACCCGGAGCUGGAGCGGAGUGGGCUGUACCCGUUCUCUGGAAUGCCAGGCUCCCGCCACUCCUGCAUCUACCCCGCCCAGUGGAACCCCUCCUUUAUCAGCGAUGACACACGGCGGAGGGACUACUUUUAACCAGUGGGAGGAGUCAGUGAGACUCAGUCAGGUGACAGACUGUUAUGGAUCACUAGUCGGGUAUAUGGUGUGGUUGCGGUCACUUCCUGUUUGAAACUGACAAAAUGUGUGCUGGACAGACCACUAAAUGGCAAAUGAAUGUGAACUUUUUAUAUACGUGUAUAUAUAUAUAUAUAUAUAUUGUUUCUUGGAGAGGGCUUCCAGAUUUUGCGACUGGCUGAAAAUAGAUUAACCUGUCAAAGAAAUCAAAUUCUAAUAUUUAGUGCUGUGACGGAAUGUUCAUAGAACCUUCCGGCCUUUUCCCUGCCUCUGUUACAAAUGAACCGAGGACUUUCAACAAGUGUUAUAUUUAUGACUAUUUUAUGAUUAAGUUUUUUUUGCAGAAAAUAAUGUAUACUGGCAAUAUGUAGGGUGAUGCAGUAUGCAUGUAAACACCAACAGGUUUGCACUUGAACCAUUGAAAUUGCAGGUUUGAUCAUCAUUGAUGACCAAAGUUGUAAUAUGCCCUAAAUUGUUUCUUUUAGGUUUGGGAAUGCAUGUUAUGAUUUUACAGGAGUGGAUGCAAGUUUUCUUUAAGCAUGUUGUGGAAAUUGCUUGUGUGUGUCUGUGUGUGUGUGUAUACAUGUGCCUGUGUGGCAGAUUAUUUUAUUGUAGAAUAGAGAAAGUAUUCAAUUUUACAGUAUUUUGCUACAUGUGUUUUUUAGUCCAUAGAAAAUUACACUAGGAACACUAGAUCCCUUGAAGGUGAUAUUUGACAGAGUUCAUUCUCAUUAAAUUUUUCCUGAAAAAAAAAAUGUCUUUGCAAAAUUGGAAUGGAAAUCUACAAACAUUCUUUUAAAAUCCUUCAAUCAAGCAAAUUAGAUUUGAACUGAAAAAAAUGUGAUCUCUGGAAAAAUUGAAAAAAGAUGACAUUGUAUUUUGUAGUUUUCUUAAGAACAAGUUUUUGUAAAGAAACCCUGGAGAAGGUAUUUCAUUUGACAUACCAUGAUCAAACUGACGGAACAGCACUUAGAGUAUUUAAAGUUUUGUACUUCCAAUCAAGCACAUGAGGCUUUCUCACACAACAAUGCUGUAAUCGUUUUUACCACACUGAGAUGCAUUGGCAUUGGAUAACUUUUAUUCUGUAAUUUAAGAAGCUUUUAAUUCUUUAUUAGUCAUCAGUCAAGAAUAAUUUCCGCUGAGAAAUGUAAACAUUUUUUGCCUGUUAUUCCAAGUGGAUACUGGUGUUCCCCAAAGACCACUGUUCACAACAAAUGUGUCACCUGCCUGUCAGAAUGCAGCAAGAUAAUUUGAAGACCUUGUAUUUUUGUACAUGGUUUGUUUGUGCCAAGUAUCACACAAAUGUUUUUUAUAUGAGAUGUACUAUAUUUUUAACUAGUCUUUCUAGUCUCAAAACCUUACUUUUUCCAUCCUUUUAAUAUGAAUUGUCCUUCAAUUCUGGCGUUGUAGUCAGACAUACAUAUUGCAAGAAUAAAAGAUGAACCCUUUGCAA